Molecule: messenger RNA, 1615 nt
Organism: Thunnus maccoyii (southern bluefin tuna)
Lineage: Eukaryota; Metazoa; Chordata; Actinopteri; Scombriformes; Scombridae
Product: B-cell linker protein
Exons: 16
Coding region: 1-1047 (348 amino acids)
Biological process (GO): intracellular signal transduction; cell surface receptor protein tyrosine kinase signaling pathway
Source: RefSeq, a predicted model, not a curated record
AUGGAGGAUAUUGCGGAUGAAGAGGAAGGUGACACGUAUGAAGCGCCUCCUUGUGAGCGUCCGGCUGUGAAAGUCCCACAGAGACAAGUGGAAGAAGACGUUUAUCUGGAAAGGACGUCCAAUCCUGCUGUUCCACAAAGGCAUGCUGCUCCUCCACCCAGGCAGAAAGCUUUGAAACCUCAUCAACGUGCUAAAGAGUUCUACUUUGAUCUCAACACUAAGAAACCACCUGAGGUAAACAGAAAUGACAAACCUGGGAGAAAGAAGAUGCCUCCUCCACCGGUCCGAUCUGCUCCUGCUCCAGUUCCUGAACCCAACACCGAGGAAGAUGUGUAUCUGGAUCCAAAUGAAGAACAGGAAGAUAAUGACGACCUGUAUUUAGAACCAACAGCUGCUUGCUCUCCUGGCCCUCGUGGUCCAAUGAGGAUGCCUCCUUCUGCCAUCCCCAUGAUGAAGCCUCCAGUUCCCAGAGCUAAGUCAAAUUCACUCUUGCCUUCUUUGAAUGAAGUAAAAGGUCCUUCAGUUGAAGCAAGACGCGCCACAUUUCCAACCAAAUUCCCUCCACCGACUCCCAGUGUUAAGCCCCCUCUGCCUGCAAACCUGAAGGAAGCUAAGCCCAGCCCUCCAAAUCCUCCCAUGGCAGACACUAAGCCUGCGGCCUCCUCUGGUGGUAUGAGGGCUACCAAACAAGCAGGGAAUGAGGUUAAAGAGUGGUUUGCUGGAGACUGUAACAGAAAGACAGCCGAGGAUCUCUUACUGCGAGUCAACAAGGACGGCGCCUUCCUCAUCCGACACAGCUCGGCCCAGAACGCCCGCCAGCCGUACACCCUCGCUGUGCUCUACCAGCAGAAGGUGUACAACAUUCCCAUCCGAUUCCUGGGGGAGACACAAGGCUACGCCCUGGGAAAGGAGGGCAAGAAGAACGAAGAGAUUUUCACCAGUCUGGACGAGAUGAUAACUCACCACAAGAAUAAUCAGCUGUGUCUGAUUGACAGCAAGAGCCAGGCCAAGCACAUGGCGUAUUUAACUCACCCUGCACGCCCUUAAAACUACAGAACCUCUCUCAUGCUUCCUUCAAAUAGUCAUAUGAGGAUAAUUGCACAGUUUCCCACCUGGAGAUUCUGUAAGUGUAAUUACAACUCUAUGAAAUCAGUCACACAGUCUUUAUGUUAUUGGUAAAUUGAAAUAGACGCUGCAACCAUUCAAUGCACUGAAACACUGUAUAAGCAGAGUAAGAGAGUUGAAAACAGUAUAAAUCCAAAACAUAAACCUCUGAAAUCAUCAAGUUCUGUUGUUUGACGAGGCAAUUUUCCUGUUUUGCACCAUGUCAUCAGUUUAGCAACAAUUGCACAAGUUUAAUUGUUUUCUAGUGAAAAGGAAAAUGUGUCACUGUGUUACUGUCACUCAGUCUGGAUGUUUCCAGAUGAAGAAAUGAUGCUCCCACUGUCAUAGCUGUCUGUUCAUUGACUGUUUAACAUACAAACAGUAUAUUUCUGCUGUAAUAAGAUGUCAAUCCACGAGAUCAUUGAUUUGCAUCUUUAAGGGACAGGUUCACAAUUUUUUAAGUCUGCCUUAAAACAACAGUUUGGUGCCCAAAUGAACACUGACACAUGUU